Drosophila persimilis is the source of this 5737-nucleotide messenger RNA. RefSeq lists its product as uncharacterized. The coding region runs from base 97 to 5577 and encodes 1826 amino acids. Lineage: Eukaryota; Metazoa; Arthropoda; Insecta; Diptera; Drosophilidae. Gene Ontology annotation, cellular component: nuclear body. Gene Ontology annotation, molecular function: helicase activity; transcription termination site sequence-specific DNA binding; protein binding. The transcript is spliced from 8 exons. The record is from RefSeq and is a predicted model, not a curated record. Gene Ontology annotation, biological process: termination of RNA polymerase II transcription.
CGCACGAGUUCCGUGCAAUUACGAAUUGUGAUAAGAACUGUGCCUUGGAUUCUAGCCAACUUAAAUUGAGGCCCGUGCGGUGUGAAAAUUGUCACAAUGGCCUGUUGGUACUUGGAGCACCUAAGUACUAAGGAGCGAGUGAUCCUUCAUAAUGGAAAGAACACAAUUGGACGCCACUCGACCUGCAAGAUUGUGGUAACAUAUGCAUAUAUAUCUAGGAAGCAUGUCGAGAUUACAGUUAGUCCGAAUGAAGUCUUAGUCAGAUGCUUGAAUGCUCCGAAUGGUGUAUAUGUGAAUGCCGAGGAAAUUGCACAGGAUGGCGCGGUUGGCGUGCCUGUACGCGAGGGGGAUACAAUCUGCCUGGGUUGUCCAAUUCCGGAGAAGGUAUCGAGAACAUAUGCCGUUUUCAGGUUAAAGAAAGGAGCGGACUAUUCGGACCAAAUUGUAAUAUUAAGCGAUUCAGAUGACUCAGCUCCUUUGCCGCCUCUAAAGCCUGCUGCUGAAAUCAAAGUGGAAUCUGUCGCAAGCGAUAAUGCUGCCCCAAAUUCUGCUAGCAAAGAGACGGACAAGGGGAGUCCAACUGCAUCCAGUUCACAUCCGAUGCUUCACUUGCCGAAGUUACCACACGUUAAACCAGAGUUGGUACAGACGGCAAGAGAUAUUACAAACAUCUUUGGAGAGGCAGAUGAGACCAUUAUUGACAGUGUUCUGGAGAUAAAUCCGUAUUUGUACAAUCAUUUGUCCAAAGAUAAGCAAGCAGUCUCAAUCUCAAAGCUACACGAUGGUCAAGUGAUUGAGCUGGCUGAGAAGAAGGAUAGCCCGGAUGGUCUGCCCUGUCCUAAGCAGCCCGACCACGCGGACAGCAUCAGCAUGCCUCCGCCUUUUUCGCCUGCCACGUCUUUGGAGAAAAUUGUUGAGGAGUACGAUGAGGACAUGGCCAUGUCCCAGGCGGUUCUGCAAGAGAUGAAGGAGGAGAUGGCAUUGAGCGAUGGCGAGGAAAACUUUUUUGAUACAAAUAACAAUGGAAGCCGCUCCCACGGCUCACCCUUGUCUUCCAUUAAUGACGACGACAUCAUUGUGAUCACCGACAGCGAUGAUGAUGACCUAUGCAGCAAGGUGACCGACUGGUCCAACAAGCUCCUCAGCCAGAAAGCAAACGACGUCUUGUCACAGGCGUAUCCCAUGGCCGAUUCUGAUGCGGAGGAUGAUUUUCAAUCUCAAAUGAAAUUCCGAAACCUACCGAAGGCGCUUCGCAUGGUCGAUUCCAGCGAUGAGGAAUCCGAUCUGCUUGCCCCUCUCUUUCCCAAACGCUCCAAUCCACUCCGCAUUGAUUCCAGCUCGGAUGAGAGUGAUACUUCCACCCCCACCACCCGUAAAGCGGACAGGCUAUCGUCAAAGCCAUCUCCUAUGCGCAGGGGCGCGAAUCGCUCCAACUCCACCGAAGAUGAUUGCCAAUUGUUCACGCGGCGCCAGCGAAAAGAUCCGGACGACAUCUUUCAGGGGCCAGACUUUUCUUCAUCUACAUAUCCACAGAAGAAUGAUUAUGAUUGUAAGCUUAAUGACUGGGAUUUUGAUAGCGUGAUCUUUGGAGCCUUGAAUGACGAGUCCCCCAAUGAAGAUCUAACCAAGAAGUCCAACAUUAUCCAGGGCAGAGAUGAAAUAGAUUUAGAUGUUUCUAUGGAGGUUGGGCUGAUGGCCCACUCAAACGUAUCAAUGGAGAAAGCAGACACUUCUGGGAAGGAGCUAAAGGAAUCUCCAUCAGUAAAGAAAGCCGCUGCGGAGCCUGCAGUUGGCAACAAAGAUACCAAAAAGUCCAGAAUCUCCCAAAGACGAUCAACCAUAGGAGCCUCUCGCGAAGACUUGGCUCAAACGUAUGAAACCAAAGAUAAAUCGGAACCUGAAGCUUCUAACAAAAACUACACAAAGGAAAAAGAGUCUUCUGUAGAGAUAGAGGUGCCAUCUAAACCAAAUGAAGUGGAGAAAGCUGCAGUUGAGCCUGCAGCUUCCAGUAAGGAUACCAAGAAGUCUAGAAUCUCCCAUCGACGAAAAACCGUGUCAGGCUCUCGCGAAGACUUGGCUGGCACUUCUAUAGAGAAAACCAAAGAUAAAGUGGAGUCUGUAGUUUCAAACAAAAAUCACGCAAAGACGAAGGGGUCUUCCAUGGGAAAAGAGGUGCCAUCCAAACGAAAGGAAGUUCCUAAAGUGGAGCCUGCAGUUUCACACAAAAAGUCCAGAAUUUCUCGGCGCCCAUCAACCAUAGCCGUCUCUCGCGAAGAGUUUCUUGCCGCUUCUGGGGAGGAUCCCAAAGAAACUCCUGUAGAUAAAACCGAAGAUCAAGUGGAGUCGGCAGUUUCCAACAAAAAUGACGCGAAGGCGAAGGGAUCUUCUGUGGAGAAACGAAAGGAGGAUUCUAAGGUGGAGCCUGAAGAGUUUCUUGCCGCUUCUGGAGAAGAACCAAAAGAAACUCCUUCAGUAGAUCAGGGCCAAGUGGAGCCUGAAGUUUCCAAUAGGUCGAAAGAAAAUGAGCCACCACCUAAGCCAAGCCAGGAAUUUCCUCCGAAAAGAGAGCCCAAUGCACGACUUCGCAGCCGUGCCACUUCGUGCUACAACGAAAGACCCCAAGACGAGCCAGAUUUGGUGGCCAACAUUGUCAACGGCAUAGGCGUGAGGCUGAUUAGGGGACCAGAAGUGAUUGAGGCUCCUUCGUUGCCAAAGUGUCGCGGCAAGCUGCGCGGCGUUUCGGCUGUGCCCAAAGAUAAGGUUUUGGACCGCCAGCGAUUCCUUGACUAUCAGGCCGAUAUGAAUGCCAAAUGGAAGGAGAAGCCCAAACCGAAGAAAACGGUAGAUGACGAAACGAAGGACAAGCGUCGUGAGGCGCUCAAAAAACUGUCGGAGAAGAAGCCAGUCGAGAACACUUCCGAGCAAUCGGUCAACGGAAAGAGAAAAGCCCCAACCACUGUGCCAAAAGUAAGCAAUAAUAAUCGUGGUGCUUUCCUCACCGUGGGCAUCGAUGGACCGCCGCCCUCAAAGAUUCCCAGCAUGGACCUGCACAAGCCAAACAGGAGCCGACGUUCCACUAUUGACGUUGAAAGUUUUUCACAGCAGAUUCAGGCUACAGAUUUUCUGCCCAGGAGAAUCGGCCGUCCGCCAGAGCGUAAGGAGGCCGAGUAUGCAAGAAAUCAGCGAACAUGCAAUCGCGUCACCUUCGCCAGCAUGGAGAAGGAUAUGGAGGAAAAGUUGAGGCUCCAGAAAAUUUCGAAACGAGUGCGAUUCAGCGACAAGGUUCAGAUCAAAUUUAUCGAAGGUAGGCGUACGGCACGAGGCUCCCGCGGAGUGCACGGAAAAAAGGACACUGAGCUGCUAUUCUCCAGCACGUAUGACGAGAGACGUGAACGCUGGGCGCGCACUCAGGUGAACGAUCUAACGUCCCACUUCGAGACCAUCCUCAAGUGGGCAAAUCAAUGGCUGAAGCUGCGGAGUGUGGAUGCCGUGGCCAAUGCAGAUGUUCUGAAGCCCAUAGCCCUCGAGUUCGAGACCGUCAAGCAAUACAAGGAAAUCUUUGUGCCAUUGAUAAAACUCGAGUUGUUGACCACAAUCGAAAGGGAAUACAAAGUAGGGAGGGAGUCAUUUGAGGUCUGCCUGCAGUUUCCUGUUGAGGAAAAGAAUUCAUUUUACUGCCUGACUACGCGAGUGUUCACUAAACCGACAGGAAAGUAUAUGCUCUACACUCUAUCGAGUGGAGACAAGCUCAAGGAGACGUUUGCUAACCUUCGGGAGCAAGGAACAAAAAAUGGCCAUGAACUGGUUUUCGAAAUCUUAAAAGACGGCAUUUCUCUUGAGACAUUUGAGGGGAUAAAACUCUUGACUGCCCACCCUGUGGUGGACAGCUUGAGAGUGGAGCUGGGCGUCCUGCGAGCUGUCGAUCAGUUGUCACGCUCGCCACUCCAUCGAAAGAUUAUCAAGCCCGCCGAAAUGCUGAAGAAUGCCCAUAUACCCAGCUAUGGAACACCGUUUGUUUUUAAGGGUUUCGCCAAGCUCAACCCUCACCAGGAGGAUGUCUGCUCAAGCACGUAUCAACGUGUCAUAGACGAUGUAAAGCCAAGCAUUACGCUUAUUCAGGGUCCCCCAGGCACCGGCAAAUCCAUGGUGAUUGCGAACAUCAGCUUCCAGUGUCUGUAUGGAAAGGCGGUUAUAAAAAGGGACCGCAAGAUACUAAUCUGUGCCCACUCCAACACGGCCGUCGAUUCAAUUGUCUACCGACUGCACAAUGUGCGAGAAAACUUCAAUGAAAAGGAUCGUUUUCAUAUGCUUCGUUAUGGGCUGUACGAAAAGAUGAACACGCUGUCGCGCCAGUACUCGCUAGAGCAUAAGUACCAGAGCGCCAGGGCUCAAAAAAGAGAAUGUUUGACGCCCGAAAACAGAGCGAUUCUCAAAGAGCGCUACCUUGCGUUGCAAGCGGAGCUAAACAAGAUGAAGAUGAGGAAUCUCGAUGGCACCUGGCUGUUCGAUAGGUACCAGGAGAAGACGAAGCAACUGCUGAACUGGGAAGAGCAGCUCAACCCUCGAUUGACACAUCGCGAGGAGUACGAUAUUGCUCACUCUCUUAUAAAGGAAGCCAACAUUGUGUGCACCACACUCUCUUCGUGCGUGAAGCUGGGCAGUUUUAUUAACUACUUUGAUAUCUGUUUAAUUGACGAGGCAACACAAUGCACCGAGCCCUGGACCCUGCUGCCGAUGCGUUUCGGCAUUCCGCACCUGGUGUUGGUGGGCGAUACGCAGCAGUUGCCUGCCGUCGUGCUCUCCCAGAAGGCCGUCGACUUCGGUUUGUCUAAAUCAAUGUUCGAUCGCAUCCAGCGGAGCCUGGAGAAGCAGCAGGGGGUCCAGCCGAAUGGUCAUUUGUCCGUCCACACCAAGCUCUUUAGUCUGACCACGCAAUACCGCAUGCAUCCGGAGAUCUGUAAGUGGCCGAAUCGCUACUUCUACGAGGAUCGGCUAGUCAAUGGACAGGGCCUUGAUAUGUUUCUUGAUUCGCCCUUGAUUCCCUACUCUGUUAUCAACUUGAGCUUCACCAGCGACACCAGCGAUCCGAAAACUCGGAGCAUUAGAAACGAAGAGGAGGCUUGCUUUGUGGCCAAGCUCCUGGCAGAGAUGGAAAAUCAUUUGCCGAGCAAAGUCUACCUCUAUGGUCUGAUCUCGCCGUACACCAGCCAAUGCCAUACCCUGAGCCAAGUCAUUCCCAGUCACAUGAAGAUCAUGCCGCCACACACUGUGGAUGCCUAUCAGGGCAUGGAGAGCGAUGUGGUCGUCAUUUCGAAUGCCAGGACACGCGGCACCGGUUUCCUGUCCAACUACCAGAGGCUCAAUGUCGCCGUAACCAGGCCCAGGCGCUGUCUAAUCAUCUGCGGCAAUUUCAAUGAUCUUCAGAGCGUGCCAAUGUGGAAGAACCUGCUGGGCGAUGCCCGUAAGAGAGGGGUUUACUUUGACUUAAAGCGUGAGGAUGUUGCCAAUCUAAAAGAGUCUUUGAUGAGCAAACUAUUGGUCAAGACCCCAGAGAAGGCUGAUAAAGAUAAUUUAUAGUAAUAGAAAGAAAAAAAAAACAGAAAAAAGUGAGACUAAUGAAUUUUUUUUUUUUUGUUUUUUUUAUGCAUUACAAUGACAGGAGGAAAAUCGCAAGAAACGGUCUUCCCCCAAGAAUAGAAUUAAAUAAACGCCAUUUUCAGUUGGAUUUACAUUCAUA